Molecule: messenger RNA, 848 nt
Organism: Amoebophrya sp. A120
Lineage: Eukaryota; Dinophyceae; Syndiniales; Amoebophryaceae
Source: the annotation of a GenBank genome assembly
AUAUAGCAACUGCAGUUUUUCAAAUUGUGUUCUCACCUGCUCCCUCGACGUUGACGAAAGAAUGGCGGAGCCCGAUAAGAGAUGACGCAGAGCAGCCCUAGAAGAAGGGCAGCAGUGGGCACAUGCCCGGUUCGGACAAGGCGCCACCCGUGUACGAAAUCCAUCGAGUACGACGCAAGCGGGGCAAUUCAAUACCGACACGACUGCGCUGGGCGCGCGUCUUGGUUGCCAAUGACUCGGGCGCAGGUGCCGCAGCUUGGAAAGUCGCCCCCGCCGACGGUCGCGCGUGUUUUGGCAGAGCACCUCCGAGGCCUCUGGAAACUAGAGCUCGCGAGCGGCCUCCUUGGGAAAGGCCGGAAGCCGAUGGAGCGCGUCCAUAUUUGCCCCGGUCCCCAGCGGGCCCGGCUCUGGAUGCUGCCGCGCCGGCGCGUUGCUUGCUCGGGCCGGAAGCGGGCGGCCACUUCCUUGUGCGCGCGCGGCGUGUCUGUGGCAGCAUGGCCGCCAGGCUCCCGGAAUUGGAGCGCGCCCGAAUUUAGUGCCCGCAUGGCGCCGCGCGCAUUCCCAGCGGCGCCCGCCCCAGUUUAUUCGGGGCCGGCCGCGGGGCUGCGAUGUUUGUUAUGCGCCGGGCGGUUCGUCCGAGCGGGCCAGAGACGCGCCGGGCGGGCGGGCAGCGCGCCGGGCAGGGUACACAACGCGCGACCGUGUCGCAGCCGGUUGCGCAGUUCGCGAGCUUCGAGGCCUCGGCCGCGUUUGACAGACCCCGGGCCGACAUUCGUUAAAAGCACUCCGGUAGCGUUCGGCUCGAAAAAACGCGCCAGCAAGCCAGUUGCUUGGCCUUUUUCAAAUAA